Molecule: messenger RNA, 1425 nt
Organism: Marmota flaviventris (yellow-bellied marmot)
Lineage: Eukaryota; Metazoa; Chordata; Mammalia; Rodentia; Sciuridae
Gene: Cpvl
Product: carboxypeptidase vitellogenic like
Biological process (GO): proteolysis
Molecular function (GO): serine-type carboxypeptidase activity
Source: RefSeq, a predicted model, not a curated record
AUGUGGAAAGUGAUUGUUUUGUUGGCCCUGCUUACAUUCAGCCCUUGUGAUGGGCUGUUUCGCUCCUUGUACCAACGUGCCCAGGUUUUCCAGCCUCCUAGGGGAGAUACAGGACAGCCAUUAUUUCUUACCCCUUAUAUUGAAUCUGGAAAGAUCAAGGAAGGAAGAAAACUGAGUUCGGUCACUGCUUUUCUAGGACUGAACAUACACAGUUACUCUGGCUACCUCACUGUGAAUAAGACCUACAACAGCAACCUCUUCUUCUGGUUCUUCCCGGCUCAGGUACAACCAGCGACUGCUCCAGUAGUUCUGUGGCUGCAGGGCGGGCCGGGAGGCUCAUCCAUGUUUGGACUCUUUGUGGAACAUGGACCUUAUGUCAUCACAAGUAAUAUGACUGUCCUGCCCAGAAACUUCCCUUGGACUACCACCUUGUCCAUGCUUUAUAUGGAUAAUCCGGUGGGCACUGGCUUCAGUUUUACCAAUAAUUCCCAGGGAUAUGCUGUCAAUGAGGAUGAUGUGGCCCACAAUUUGUACAGUGCACUAGUUCAGUUUUUCCAGUUGUUUCCUGAGUAUGAAAAUAAUGACUUUUAUGCCACUGGGGAGUCUUACGCAGGGAAGUAUGUACCCGCGCUUGCGCACUACAUCCACGCCCUCAACCCCAAGGAGCAGGUCAAGAUCCACCUGAAAGGAAUUGCUCUUGGAAAUGCAUAUUCUGACCCUGAAUCGAUUAUAAAGGGCUACGCGCCAUUCCUCUACGAAAUUGGCUUGUUGGAUGAGAGGCAGAGAAAGUACUUCCAGAAGCAGUGCAAUAAGUGUAUAAAAUACAUCAAGGAGGAGAACUGGCUACGGGCCUUUGAAAUACUGGAUAGACUACUGGAUGGCGACUUGACAAGUGAUAUUUCUUACUUCGAGAAUGUGACGGGGUGUUCUAACUACUACAACAUUUUACAGUGCACGGAACCUGGGGACCAAACUUACUAUGGGAAGUUUCUGUCACUCUCAGAAGUGAGACGAGCCAUCCACGUGGGAAACCAGACCUUCAGUGAUGGAGCCGAUGUUGAAAAGUACUUGCGACAGGACACGAUGAAGUCGGUCAAGACCUGGCUCACGGAGAUCAUGAAUAACAACUACAAGGUUCUUCUCUACAGUGGCCAACUGGAUAUUAUUGUGGCGGCUUCCCUGACAGAGCGCUCCUUGAUGACCAUGAACUGGAAAGGAUUCCGUAAAUACAAGAAGUCAAGAAGAGUAGUCUGGAAGAUCUUUAAAUCUGAUAAUGAAGUGGCUGGUUACGUCCGGCAAGUGGAAAACUUCCAUCAGGUAAUUGUUCGAGGUGGAGGACACAUUUUACCCUUGGAUCAGCCUCUGAGAUCUUUUGACAUGAUCAAUCGAUUCAUCUUUGGAAAAGGGUGGAAUCCUUAUGAUUGA